AUGGGCGAUCUAGCGCCGCCGAAGAAAUGGAGAUGGCAGGCUUACGCAGAUGCGCCUCUAAACCGGCUGAAAGGAAGCCAGGAGUUCAGGCUGCUCGAACUACAAGCGAGCGAGCUCUCCGGACCUAUCAAGUGCGCCCUCCGUACCUACUCGUUCGAUUCCGCUCCGCCGGCAUACACUGCACUAUCCUAUACCUGGGGUUCGGCGGACAAUUGUAACGCCAUCGAACUCAAUGGUGUGCCCUUCACCGUCGGCUACAAUCUGUGGUCAUUCUUAGACGAGAUGCGCUCGCAAGAGCAGUAUCAAUUAUACUGGAUUGAUGCUAUCUGCAUCAACCAACGUAAUGUACUGGAACGCAAUCAUCAAGUCCAAAAUAUGCGGCAGAUCUAUAGUAAUGCCGCUUCGGUGUCCAUUUGGUUGGGCAGACUCGACCAAUCCCCGCAUUGUGGCGUGGGCAUGGAGUUCCUUGCAACAGGAGAAAAGGCCGAAUUCUGCACCUACGACCAGGGCAAGGGUAUCCUUGGGCUGUGCUCCAGGAACUACUGGACCAGAGUCUGGAUCAUCCAAGAGAUCAUGCUAGCCAAGGAGUGUACGAUAUACUAUUGCAAUCUGCGUGCCAAUCUGUCGACUUUGUACAACUUGAUUGGCGAAGUAAGAGACUUCUAUACUCUCGAGCAUCCUGAGGGGAAGCCUCAAGUACGUCUACCUCGUCUGCUUCUCGAAACACCGGCAGCUACCAUAGUCUUGACGAAGUUUAUGGAUCGAUUUCGACUAGGCGUUCGAAAAACCGUACCUCUGAUGCGACUCUUGGAAAUAUACCGACACCAAAUGGCUACAAACAUCCUCGACAAAGUCUACGCGUUGCAUGGGCUGACACCCGACUCCGAAGCUAUGGAAGUUGAAUAUGAAAUUUCCCCUGCACAACUGGCUGUCAAGUUGUUAUGUUACGUCUGUCUCAAGUUCGAUACAAGGGGGAUUGAUUUCGUCGAGAGAAGGAAACAGCUCAUGCGUUUUGGCGAAAUGGUCGCACAGAUCCUGGAUGUCGCGUGGUCUCCCGAUGACAUAAGAAUGGCAAUCACCGUCAUCGACGAUUGA
Alternaria ventricosa is the source of this 1095-nucleotide messenger RNA. RefSeq lists its product as uncharacterized. The record is from RefSeq and is a predicted model, not a curated record. The coding region runs from base 1 to 1095 and encodes 364 amino acids. Lineage: Eukaryota; Fungi; Ascomycota; Dothideomycetes; Pleosporales; Pleosporaceae. The transcript has a single exon.